AUGUCACUAGAGGAAGAAGCACAAAGAUAUGCCAACACGUGCCCAAGAAGCAGAUCUGCUAUCUUCACACGUCCAAAUUCUGGCGAAAACUUCGCAAUGAUUACGUCAUCGACCUCAGCUCUUGACGCUGCUGUUCGGGUAUACUCGAAGGAAAAAAACUACCCUCUCAACAUUGCUAAAGAUGGAUUUCAGGCUGUAAGAUCAUGGUGGAGCAUAAUAUUCCGCAAUGGCAUGAAUAGGAGGGUUGUGUAUACGGAGUUUUUGGAAAGAAAACCAAUGUCGCCAAGCAACAUGACUCAGGUAUGUGGAUAG
Molecule: messenger RNA, 312 nt
Organism: Strongylus vulgaris
Lineage: Eukaryota; Metazoa; Nematoda; Chromadorea; Rhabditida; Strongylidae
Source: the annotation of a GenBank genome assembly